AUGCUGGGGUUAAUCGUGUUGCUGGCGAUAGUCCUCUCCUUGCUCUUACCGAGCAUCCCCAUGGCCAUCUUCGACGCCUUCGCCGACAGCGUCGCCGACGUCGCCAACGAUCUCGCCUACAAGGCUGCCAGAAAGUUCAUCGAAGAGUUCUUCGAGAGAGUAAAACCGUGGCUGGUCGUCUUAUCCUUUCUAUUCUCCUACUUCUCUGGAGUCAGAGCCACCAUAAUCUACGACAUCGGCUACAACAUCCAAGAUUACGUCUUCUCCGACUUCGGGAUGCUGGACACCAUCCGCCUAUUAUGGGCACUAUACGACGCUAUCUUCGGCGAUGCCGAUUCCACGGGGUUUGAUGUGAUGCGGCGGAUACUUUUUCUGGUCUUCAAUAAAUAG
Spirodela intermedia is the source of this 390-nucleotide messenger RNA. The record is from the annotation of a GenBank genome assembly. NCBI's taxonomy places the organism in Eukaryota, Viridiplantae, Streptophyta, Magnoliopsida, Alismatales, Araceae.